GUUUAGCUGGGUGGCGUGGGUUAGAGUCCGUCAGAUCUAACGGCCGGGAAUUGCCGACCCCGGCCGAGCUCUGACCCACAUGGCCCAUCCCUGCAACGGUCUCGUUUUGGGUGCUGAGUCGCCGUCUACGUCCAACCCCAACCCCCUCCUCUCUCUCUCUCUCUCUCUCUCUCUCUCUGCGGCUUCUCUACCCUUUUCGUCUUUCUCGCUCUCUGUCCUCUCUCUCUCUUUCUCUCUCUCCCAUCGUUUUAACACCAAACCCUCGCUUAUCGUUCCCCUCUUUCCAUCGACGUCUCAGAUUCGUCCGCGUCACCAUCUUCUUCUCCCCACCUCCUCUUCCCCUUCCUAUUUAACCCCCCUCAUUCUCUCUUUCCUCUCUCUUGUCUCCUUCUAGGGUUUCGAGAAUCCCCAAAAAAGUCAGGCCAGAGAACCGCAAAUUCGACUGUCCCGAUGCUUGUUGGCCGUUGAUCGUCGCUCCCCGAUUGAAGAUCCACUGCCGGUUCCUUCAAAUAAGGGUUUCAUUGGGUUUUGCUCGUGCAAAGAUAGGAAAUUCCACUUUUUUGAGGGAAUUUUCAUUCCCGAUCCCUCGUUGGUUUCAAUUUCAUGGCGAUUGUAAAGAACUACAGUGAUUUUUCUCCGGGUAGCGGAGACACUAUCUACAGUGACGAUGAUGACGAGCUUCAGACUCGAAGCUCUGCAUCGGAUUCCGGUGGUGCUGAUGAUGAUGAUGACGAUGAUGAUGUGGACUCAGGGAUGGGAUCUGAUGAAUGUGAUUUAUCGGAAUUGGGCCAAAUUGGGGAAGAGUUUUGUCGAGUAGGUGACCAGAGUUGUUCGGUUCCGUAUGAGCUCUAUGAUCUUCCGGAUUUGGGUGGUGUCCUUUCUUUGGACACGUGGAAUGACUGCUUGACUGAGGACGAGCGUUUCCGUCUCGCAGAGUUCCUCCCUGAUAUGGACCGGGAGACAUUUGUCCAUACAUUAAAAGACCUCUUCUCAGGUGGUAACUUCCAUUUUGGUAGUCCCCUUGUUGACCUCUUCAGUCAGCUGAAAGGUGGGUUCUGUGAACCGAGAGUUGCAUGUUAUCAACAGGGUUUGAAUUACUUCGAGAAGCGUACACACUACCAUGCCUUGUUUAGGUACCAGAAUUCAAUGGUAGGGAGUCUGAUUCAGAUGAGGGAUGCGUGGGAGAACUGUGCAGGAUAUGGAAUUGAGGAAAGGAUUCGGAUUUUGAACUUGGUGAGAAGUAGGAGGAGCUUGAUGUAUGAGAAGGAUGGAGGGUUGGGAUCUGAGAUGGAAACAUCAGCAAGAGAGGAAUCAGGUGAUGGGUUCUGGACUAAAAGGAGUAAGAUCAGUAAGGUUGGUGCGAAGAUGGGUCAUAAAGCUGUGUAUACGGUGAAGUCGCCCUUGGAUUUUGCAUCUCGAGGAAGGCAGAUGGUGGUGGAGCCAACAAAGUAUGGAAAACCAAACCCCAAAGGGAUUUUGAAGGUUGCUACACAAAAGGCUUCUUCUAAGGAGCAUGCUGAAGUGUCAGGUCGCCUUCCUUUUGUUAAUCAUGGUUUGGAGCCAAAAUCUACACCUUUUUCAGCGUUAGCUCCUCCGCGACGGGACCGAGUUGUGGGGUAUGAUUUGGGAAACGUCCACCAGAGUAGGAAUCUGCUUAAAGAUGAUGAAGAUGAUGGGGAGGAAGAAUAUGCAUACAGUAUGGGUUUCCAGAGCAAUCGGAACAUGGUAAGAGAUAAUUUAGUGGCUAGGGUUAAAUCGUCGAAGGUGGGAAAGAAACAUGAAUUUGAGAAGUAUGAUACAGAAGUGCGAAUGGGGCUUCACAAAGAAGACACUGAAGGUUACCUUGGCUUGCCUUCUUCUGGGAAAAAUGAGAAUCUGCAUUCUCGUGGAAGGAACAUGAAUGUUAAACAGCUCACGGAUAUGGGACUGUGGACGGGGAAACCAAUUACUGACAGAACUUCUUAUGAUUAUCAUUCCCGAGAUGCUCGGAAGAAGGCCAAGUAUCCUGAGAAACUCCAGCGAUCCUUGGUUGAAGAUCGGAGGAACCUUGCGAAAGACCAAGCCGAUCCUCUCUUAUUGAAAGGAACUCGUGCUGACUGGUCAGCUCGAAGUCAAACCAUUCAGCAGAUCAAAACACAAGAUGCCUUCGCUGUGGAUCAGUCAGUUAAAUUUGAUGACUGGAAUGUUAGAAGCAAGAAAUGGAAGACACGGGAGGAUUUUCCAGCUGGUAAAACAUUGCAGGAGCAUAUUAGAAGGAAAUCUGCACAGAACGGAGGAAUGAACAGGGAAGAUCUUAGUAGCAGGAGUAUGUAUUCCCAGAGUGAGGAAACAGAGUCAGAUUCAUCUGAGCACCUAGAUGAAGAUGAAGAUAUUGAUCCAUCAAUGAGGAAGUUGGGCUAUCCGAGUGGCGUCUUUCAGGGUGGCCGAUCUUCUUUGUUCAGAGCAGUUGAUGAUCCUAAAAAAGUCAAUAAGCUGGUGAGGAAAGAUGAGGAACAUGGUGGUCAGAUUCUUGAUGGUGUCAAACGUUCAUCCAUAAAGAUGGGUGAUCUUCGCGAGCGGAGGAAUAUGCCUGAGAUAGAAAGAUACUCUUCAAAGGUAAAACAGAAAGGAAGGAAAAGUGAGUGCAUCAACUUGCAUGAGUAUGGUGCUGAGAAUUUGGAGGGGAAGACUUUGUCUGCAUCAUCUAAGUUAGUGGAUGAUCGCAAACAAAUCUAUAUGUCUAGCAAGAAUGGCCAAAUCCAAGGCCGAACCCAAGGUGUUCCUGUUGAAAGGUCUCAGCUGCCAUCAUUGAAGACCUACUCUGUAGAGAAAAAGAGGAAACUGAAUGCUGAACAGAGGUAUUCUGUGCCACUUUCAAACAAUAUACACAAGUAUGGCAGUAAGGUUUUGGAGGAAGAUAACUUGCAUGCAGUGCCCAAGUUAACAGAUGACCAGCCACGGAAUAACAAUAGAGCAGGGAAGAAAGGUCAAAAUGCUGAAGGUCAUGUUACUGAGCCUGAUUUUCAGCCAUUAUUGGGAUGCAGCUCGGUUGCACGGAAGCGGAAGGGUAAGGCUGAUUUGACGUAUUUAGACGGGCCAGACAAUUCUAAUGAUAUGCAAUCUAGUUCGCCGCAGCCAAUUGACGAACCCAAUAUUACAAAGAAACGGGGUAAAAAGAAAGUGGAGGCUGAAAGCAGUCCUUUGCCUAUGGCAACUUCUGAUGCAAUUAUUUCAGAAAGGGGUACUACAGAUUUAGAGCCAGAAACAAAGCCGCCAAAGAAGCCAUUUACUUUGAUAACACCUUCAAUUCAUACUGGCUUUUCAUUCUCUAUUGUACAUCUUCUUUCAGCUGUUCGAAUCGCAAUGAUUACUUUGCAUGCAGAAGAUACCUCAGAGGUUGGCAAGCAUCUUGGAAACAAUGAUGGAAGACAGAAACCUAAGAAUGAAGAGCAGAACAAAAAGCUUGAAGGGGUCAAUGGGGUACGGCCUUCCCAUGACAAUUUGGAUGUAAAUUAUUCAGAGCACACAGGACAAAAGAAUUUGCCUUCCCUCACUGUUCAAGAGAUUGUUAACCGUGUGAGAUCAAACCCUGGUGAUCCUUGCAUUCUUGAAACACAGGAGCCACUUCAAGAUUUGGUCAGAGGAGUGCUGAAGAUAUUUUCAUCCAAGACAGCACCUUUGGGAGCAAAAGGUUGGAAGGCACUCGUCCUGUAUGAGAAGUCCACUAAAAGUUGGUCCUGGGUUGGUCCGGUUUCAUCUAACUCAUCUGAUCGUGAUACGAUUGAAGAGGUGACAUCUGCUGAGGCUUGGGGUGUUCCUCACAAGAUGCUUGUGAAGUUGGUCGAUGCAUUUGCUAAUUGGCUGAAGAGUGGUCAAGAGACCCUUCAGCAAAUAGGAAGCCUUCCACCACCACCCAUGUCGUUGAUGUUGCCUGACUUGGAUGAGAAGGAAAGGUUUAAGGACCUACGAGCUCAGAAGAGUCUCACCACUAUCAGCCCAAGCUCUGAUGAAGUCAGGGCAUAUUUUCGCCGGGAGGAACUUUUAAGAUAUUCGGUUCCAGACAGGGCCUUUUCUUACACUGCUGCUGAUGGUAGAAAAUCUAUAGUUGCUCCAUUGAGAAGGUGUGGUGGCAAGCCAUCGUCGAAACCUCGAGAGCACUUUAUGCUUAAGACUGAUCGACCGCCACAUGUCACGAUCCUUUGUCUUGUUAGGGAUGCAGCUGCGAGGUUGCCUGGAAGUAUUGGCACCCGAGCAGAUGUCUGUACCCUUAUAAGAGACUCACAGUAUAUUGUGGAAGAUGUUACUGAUGCCCAGGUUAACCAAAUUGUCAGUGGGGCUCUUGACCGUUUGCAUUAUGAGCGUGAUCCUUGUGUAUUAUUUGAUGGGGAGAGGAAAUUGUGGGUUUAUUUGCACAGAGAUAGAGAAGAAGAAGAUUUUGAGGAUGAUGGAACCUCUUCUACGAAGAAAUGGAAAAGGCAAAGGAAGGAUACUACUGAGCAGUCUGAUCUGGGAGCUGGAAAUGAUGUGGGCUUUCAAGGUACUGGAGAUCAGGUUGCAGGUGGUUCCACUGCUGGAUAUGAUUUCAGUUCUGAUCUAAAUAUUGAGGCAUCAUCCAUCUAUGCAGGGGAGAAAACAGAACUUGUAUAUAAUGAUUUGAGGCCAAAUAUGGAGGAGAGCAUCGAGCCAUUCAUUGAUUCAGCACAGGGUAGCAUGCAUCAAGGUCAUCCAAUGGGUUGGGAGGUUCUUGAUUUGAAUGCUUUGCGGGAAAACAAAAUGCUGUGUCAGGAGAAUUCUACAAACGAAGAUUUUGAUGAUGAUACAUUCGGCAAGGAAAGGCCAGGUGGGCUUUUAAGUGCAAGCUUAAUGUGAAGUGAGGAUGAUCUACGACUGGGAUCCAUCAUGUUUUUAGGAUUGGUCCAGGGAUGAGUUGAAUAUGCAAUUGAUGUGACAGAUUGCUGAAUUGUUGCAACUAGUUGAGAGGGUCUCUACUCAGCUAGACAAUUCUCAUGCUCCAAAAAAUCCAGCAAUACUGGAUGGAGUUGAAUGUGAUGAUUGAUGAUGAAGAGCUGAAAUAUGUGCGAGGAAAAGAGGAAGCUUCCCAUGUUUUAUGAAGAAAUCGAUGAUGAUCGCCAUGAAGGAUUAAAUGAAUGCUGGGCUUUUGUUGUUAGGCCUCUCUAUUAUUAGCAGCCUGAAAAGAAGACGAGGAUUGACAAUGCACCAACAUCUUUCAUACAUGUAUCAUGCCUUGGACAUUUAUGUACUGUUAUUGUCGACAUGGUAGUAGUAUGAACAUGCGCCGCAAGAGCUUGUGGACAAGCUUGGGCUUAAGGCGGAGAAGCAUCCAUGACCACACCAACUUGCAUGGGGACUACAAAAAGAGAAAAAUCUUCAAAAGAAGUGGAAAACAGCCAGAUUUGAUGAAGCGUGUAUGUAUGUAUGUAUGUGUUUGUAUGUACAUAUGUACGCAUGUAAAGGGAUUACUAAAGGAGAAAAAUCUUCAAAAGAUGCGGAAACAGUCAACUAUCAGGGUUAUGUAAAGGGACUACAAAAAGAGAAAAAUCUUCAAAAGAUGCCGAAAACAGUCAGGGUUGGAACUUGAGAGGCCACAAACUUACAUUCCACAGUCAUCUCGAGCUUCAUGUCUAUGUUGAAUGGUGUGGCAUUUUACAUGUACAUCUGUUUUUUUUUUUUUUUUUUUGCUGCAGAACUGUAAAAUAGCAAGCCUGAAUUGUCGAGGCUCUUUAAGUUUUUCAUUUUCUUCUACAGCCUGGUUAUAUAUAUCAUCAGCUUCUGCAUUCCUUAAUAAUAUUAUCUUCCGAGGAUAUAUCUUA
This is a messenger RNA of Magnolia sinica, 5810 nucleotides long. RefSeq lists its product as uncharacterized. Bases 604 to 4848 code for a protein of 1414 amino acids. Lineage: Eukaryota; Viridiplantae; Streptophyta; Magnoliopsida; Magnoliales; Magnoliaceae. Gene Ontology annotation, cellular component: Ino80 complex. The transcript is spliced from 6 exons. The record is from RefSeq and is a predicted model, not a curated record.